Molecule: messenger RNA, 8319 nt
Organism: Motacilla alba alba
Lineage: Eukaryota; Metazoa; Chordata; Aves; Passeriformes; Motacillidae
Gene: ITPK1
Product: inositol-tetrakisphosphate 1-kinase
Exons: 12
Coding region: 889-2112 (407 amino acids)
Biological process (GO): inositol trisphosphate metabolic process
Cellular component (GO): cytoplasm
Molecular function (GO): magnesium ion binding; inositol-1,3,4-trisphosphate 5-kinase activity; inositol-1,3,4-trisphosphate 6-kinase activity
Source: RefSeq, a predicted model, not a curated record
CAGCAAGAGCUGGCUGCUCCAUAGAGGGCAGGAGCCAAGCAUAAUAACACAGGUGUGGGCCAGAGCCUCACCACCCAGCCCAGUCCCACAGAGCCUGAGAAAGGCAAGCAGGGAACACUGGAUUCAGCCAGGAGUACAGAGCUUCAGGGCUUUCAACCUUUUUUCCUUUGCAUGGAUACUUCUACAGUUUUCCAGUACUCUGCUGAAGUUAUAAAACCGCAUUUGUUGUGGCACUGUGAGUCAGCAGAACUCGCUGAGCAGUUCCCACUGCACAGGGCUCCAGGGCUGCUUCACAGAAAGCGUCAUCACGGAAGCAUCAUCUGCACCUCAGCUCAGGAUUGCAGGUACUGCAAUCCAACCCCUCUGUGAAGGACAUCGUUAUUGUAAAGACCAUGCUUUCCAUUCCUGGAGAGACAGAGAAAAAUGUUCAGGCUGAAAUCGUUAUUGUUUCAGAUGAAAGGGAAAAACAAAAACGAGGAAAUGAUACUCUACUGUGAGACAGCACAGUAAUUCAGACUGAAAGAUUCUUCCUCUAAAAUGAAGAACAGAACAGCUGCCUCAGUAUCUAGGGAUGCACAACCCAAAAAUUAGAAUGUCAGUCCAUGCUUGCAGUGCCUGCCUUCUGCCUCUUGCAAAAGAAAGUUAAAUAUCAGAUAGCUGUUUCUGCAAACUCUGUUUAAUCCCUGCAGAUGAAAAUUGCAAAUUCUGGGAGAAGGUUUUGCAGUGAAGACUCAUGUUUACUUGGAACAUUUUUUCUGUGAAAGAUGCGCUGACCAAGUAUUUUCAAUAGCACCCACAGGAAAUCCGUCGUUUGGCAGGCGCCGAGUGCGAGCGGCAGCCGCGCUGCCCCGCCGCCCCGGACUGGUCGCCUGCUCGCGGGGCGGCACCAUGCAGACCUUCCUGAAGGGGAAGCGGGUGGGAUACUGGCUGAGCGAGAAGAAGAUCAGGAAACUGAAUUUCCAGGCCUUCGCCGAGCUGUGCCGGAAAAGAGGCGUAGAAGUAGUGCAGCUUGACCUCACCAAACCCAUUGAAGAUCAGGGCCCUUUGGAUGUGAUCAUACAUAAACUGACAGAUGUAAUCCUUGAAGCAGACCAGAAUGACAGCCAGUCACUGGAGUUGGUUCACAGGUUCCAGGAGUACAUUGAUGCUCAUCCAGAGACCAUUAUCCUAGACCCUCUCCCGGCUAUUCGUACACUCCUGGAUCGAUCCAAGUCGUAUGAGCUAAUUCGGCGAAUAGAGGCAUACAUGCAAGAUGAGAGGAUCUGCUCACCACCCUUUAUGGAGCUGACAAGUGCCUGUGGAGAAGAUACCUUGAAGCUUAUAGAGAAGAAUGGACUGGCAUUCCCAUUCAUUUGUAAAACCAGAGUGGCCCAUGGAACCAACUCUCAUGAGAUGGCGAUCAUCUUCAACCAGGAGGGCCUCAAAGCUGUUCGCCCCCCUUGUGUCAUUCAGAGCUUCAUCAAUCACAAUGCUGUGCUCUAUAAAGUUUUCGUGGUCGGGGAAUCUUACACCGUGGUGAAAAGACCAUCUUUAAAGAACUUCUCUGCAGGCAUCUCAGACAGAGAAUCAAUAUUUUUCAACAGCCACAAUGUUUCCAAACCAGAGUCCUCAUCUAUCUUAACAGCGCUAGAUAAAAUCGAAGGAGUGUUUGAGCGGCCAAAUGACGACGUCAUCCGGGAAAUCUCUAAAGCGCUGCGGCAAGCUCUGGGAGUUUCCCUCUUUGGAAUUGAUAUCAUCAUUAACAACCAGACUGGGCAGCAUGCAGUAAUUGACAUAAAUGCAUUCCCAGGCUAUGAGGGUGUUUCAGAAUUUUUCACAGAUCUGCUGAACCACAUAGCUGCUGUCCUGCAGGGUCAGGUACCUGAGGUGACCCAGCUAAACCACAGCAAGCUCCUGGCAGAGCAGAGCGGUGGGAUCAUGGACGAGCGGAUAUGCUGUGCUAGCACAGGCUGUCUCAGCGUCAUGGGAAAAGACUCCUCCUGGAUUGUGGAGAGCGAGAGCAACAGCUCAGUAAAACUGCAACACCAGAGACUAGGCUGCAACUCGGCAGUGUCCCCCAGCUUCCAGCAGCACUGCGUCGCUACGUUGGCAACAAAAGCUUCUUCUCAAUAACUUGUCAAUGCCAUGGACUGAGAAAAAGCCCCAGGGAUACAGAUUGUGGUCCCAGAACCAGAUCAGGCUUUAACAAUACAAUUGACAAAAAAAUGGAAAAAAACCCCAACAUAAAACACAAUACAAAAAAGCAAAAUAAAAAAAACUUUCAAUUUGAUUUAACCUAAUUUGCUGAUGAAACGGACUGAAAGGGGAAGAGCGAGAAAGUGAUCCAAAUCCAUUUCGUCAGAUUCCAGUUACAAACCUGUAGUGAGUUUACACACACAUGUGUUUUAACACUAGUCCUUUCAUUGUGGGAGGGUUGCUCUUUCAUUUCUAUUAUUCUUUGUAAUCACUGGUGACCAGCAUUUUAAAAUCGGACCUCAUGGUAUUAAGAAGAUAAUAAUGUUGAAAUGCAGUGUCUGAAUGUAACAGUGCUAGAGAUUUUUGCCUAAAAACUCCCCGUUCCUCUUUUUUCCAGGUAGGCCAUUGCAUAAGAAAGCUAGGACAACUUCAGUGUCACUAAACCAAAUCUCUUGAAACAUUGACCAGUCAUGAUGUUGGCAGGUAGCUUGCUGUGAAGCCACUGCACUUUGAGUAGGACAGAGCAGCCUGCUUAUUCAGGGCACAGAACCAAGGUGACCACCCCUGUUCCAGCUUUGCAGUUCUCCCCCAGGCCUCAUUGCUUCGCUCAGAUGGGCUUCUAACCAUGCUUGCAAACAGCAACACCUUUCACCCAGAGAGGGUGCCACUAUUUAGGUGGAGUCGUUUAGUAGACUAAAUAACAUGCUUUCAAUUGUCUGCUAGUGCCGAAAUCUUAGAAGAGUUAAUGCAAGCAGCUCGUCUCUUCACAGGGAGUGUAAUUCUCCCUCCACUGCACUUGUGAGAACUCUGGGACAGUUCCGGGAAAAGGCUGGCAGAGCUGUGCUUUUUCCUUGGAGCAGCACACCUGAUCUGUGUAUCCUGAGAAGGUAACACAGUCGCUGCCUUUCACAGAUCCAUGUUGUUGUGCAUUUUUUUCUAAAAUACAAACAAAAUUGUGUACCUUCAUAUAAGGUAGAAAUACAGAACAGCUCUAGUUUGGAGACCCCGUUACUUUGUUGCAAGCUGCCAGGCAAGGCCAUAUGAUAAUUUACAACAGUGCUGUAUACUAUUUGUAAACUAUAGCACAGCCAAUUUGUAUCUCUUGAGAUAUCUUCUAGUAUGGCAGCAUCUUCUGCCGUUGAGAAUUCCUGCAACUUUUGCUAGUUCUGAACACUAUAUUGGAAAUAUCCAAGUGCUAAGAACAGAAACACUAUUUUGGUAGAAGUGGCCUUCUCUUCCCCUUAUUAGCCCUAAAAUACAUUUAAGAAGGGUGGUGUAAAGAAUAUUUCCUUAUUAAGCUCCUAGCUUGCAAAUAUAGGAAUUUCUGUCUUUUCUAUAGCACGAGUUCAUAAAGCAUCUGUCACUGCAGCAUUUAAUACAAGUUUGGUUAGUAUCAUGUGUUAGAUGGCUACUCAGAAGGAAAGGGUCUAGAACUUAAAGCCCAGGUAGAUCGUGGAGAGAGGAUUAAACUGUGUAAAAGAUGUCACCGCCCUAUCUGAUGGUACCAGUCCUAGAGGGGAAAAAAGUUUUGAAGAGUGUUGUGUAGCAGUUCUUUUAUGUAAACAAUGCUUUUUCUGUAGGAGAGAUUGGUCUUCUUCCAAAAUGCCAUUCUUGGGAAUUUCCCGUAGCCAGGAUUGAAUUUUUCAGGAUGAUUUACACAAUAGAAGAUGAUUCCACCUCUAGAGGGAUUACUAACUUUAAAAUAUUUCUACGAAGAACCUUAUGAGUAUGGUAUCAGUCAGAUCCCAGGGUGCACAUGAGCACAGCCAACUUCCUCAAGUGUUGCAGAUCAGUUCUGAGCUGGGCACGCUUCACAACCCUUGUAUGCUUUGAGGCUGCUGGAUCCCAUGUUGUCUGCAGCUUGCAGGUCUCGGAUGGCUGUGGUGUGAGUGAGUCAGAUGUACAUAGGUAAGGGUUUAUAAAAGUAUUCAUGGUAGACCAAACCUUUUGUAAAGCCAUGACUAAAAUGAAAUUGACACCUGCAGUUUGAGGUUUGUUUUUGUUUGUUUAAAAUAAAAAGUGUUUUUAUGUUACAUGUGUAACAAAAGAUGCCCUCAGGAAGGAACUUGCCAGUGCUUAUUUUUGUAUGGUACUUUCUUGUAACCAGCUGGUGGAGUGUUUGUAGACUUGCCUAUUGCUCCCUUUAUUACAAUUGCUUGGGCUUUUUUUGUUUUUUUGGGUUUUGUUUCUUUAUCGGGUGGUGGGGAUGGAGCAAUGAUGUUAGAACUGGGUUACUAACUCAAGACCUUUCAAACUAAGUAUGUUUACAUGAAUAUGAGUGUUGGAUCCAAUGGAAAUGUCUGUAUGCUGUUUCCUAGUUAGAACAUCAAAUAAGAAUUUUAUUUUCCUGGCUGCCUUCUGAAUUUUGGUUGGCCUAUUUUGCACUGCUUUUUUUCUCCAAAAUAAACUACUGAAAUAUAAUUGUGCAUUUUAAACUUGUUUACAAAUGAUUGUUAGAAGUUUAUUUUGUAAUUCUCUGAAUGCUUAACGAAAUACUAUAUUUAAAUAUUACUCCAGACCUUGGCAGUAACUAGAAAACAAGUUUAGGUCAUUGGUGUGAUCAGUGACAUUUUUCCCAUAGUCUGUAAUUUAUUUUUUAUUUAUCGAAUGUAUCGGUAUCACUUUAAUUUACCAGGUGCAGUUAUGCAGGUACCUGUUGUGAUGUGGCAUUACAAUAGAGUUUUGACAUACAUUACCGUGCAUUUGCUGUACUACUAUAUUUCCUUGCAGAAAUUAAGGUAAUGGCUCGUGUACUAGAAUGUUGCUAAAUCAUAGGGGCAAAUUGGGAGACCAAUUUGUAAAAGCCAAAACUGUAAAUUACCAAGUAUCCAGACACACAAUUACGUUCUUGUAAAACAUUUGAGCAUGAGUAUGUCAUUAAGCUUGUGCUAAAGUGCUUUUCUGAAUUGCUGCCUCAUUUGGUAAGUUCAGGAUAGUUUUGAUUUAAGAUAAGCUUCACAGUAAGUUUGUUAAUAUUCUGUAGUCUUGUCUUUCUUUGUAAAAGUAGGAGUGUAGUAACAUUAGAUCAUGCCAGAAUGCCCUUGCUCUUAAAAUUGCAGACAAUCUGAGGAGAUUUUUCCAUAAUGUCUGUUUGAAUUCUUUUUAUUGUGGGUUAGAAAAAGGUUCUCCUGUGUUUUCAGAGAGUAACAGCAGCUGUUACUGCUUUGCUGACGAGAGCAGUUAUAUUAAAAUUACAUGGUCACCAGUUAGCUUUUUAGGGAUUUAUUACUCUUCUGCUUCACUGUUUGAAAUCCACAUUAAUACCAUUACCUUGACUGGAAUUUCUCCAGGUUUUGUGUCAGUAUGGUGGAGAUGAGACUCUGGUUUCCACUGUAAUUAUUUAAUUAGCUUCCAAAGGUGAAGAUCUUUGCAUAUUGAAGAGUACUUGAGUAGUAUUGCUGCUGCCUGUGAUGUAAAGUCACCCUCUUCCCUCUCUACCUGACUUGGCCAUGUUGUGCCUGACUUUGUAGCCUGUGCCAGAACAUCCUGAUCAUUAUGUGAAAGCCAACAGCAGAAAUGCAACCAAACCAUCAGCAUCAGUGCUAGCUCUUGUGGUUUUGUAAUGCAGAACCACUGGGCCAGUGAUGUUUUGCCUUUGGUUGAAGUGUCUGGCUGUACAACCUUUGUGCUGAGGAGCUGAUCAACUGUGCUGGUCGGUAGUAGGAUAAAUUCAUUAUUGCUAUUCAGACUGUUGUAAUGUUAAAGCUGUUUAAAGAUCUCCCACAUCUCCCUUAAAUGUGGGAAUGUGUCUGCAGCAGGUUGCACAGACAGAAAUCUACCACUUCAAUUUGUUCUCAUUGUAGAUGAUUACAAGCUAAAAACCCAACUCAGAGGCAUCAGGAGAUAAUGAGAAUUGCUCAAGAUAAAGCCUCAAGUUUCUCGAUGAACUGUGGGCAGUAUCCAGCCAGGAAACAACCAGGUGGAGUAGUGGUUAGAUAAUAGAGGCAGAACACAGUCCAAAGGCAACAGAAUAAAUGGGGCCAGAGGUGUUGCCUGGCAAAAAAAAAAAAGCAAAACAGGAAAAAUGCUCCUGUUGUUUUCAUCCAAUUAAAAAAAUCCAAACUUCUCAGUUUUUAGACUAACACUGAUUUCCUCAAGUCUUUGAAUGGCAGCAGUGACAAGUGGUUCAGGCUUUUCCACACUAGCUUGUAGCCUUGCCUUCCACAGCUGUGCAGAAAAUCUUGGAUUUUGUUUUUUUAGUGAACAGAGUCUGAGUUUGUAGCAGUCUCCCCAUGCACACAUUUGCAGGAGUUCACUUGCAUUACCCUGCUAAUUUUUUCCCCCUCUCUCCUUUUUAGUAAGAGAUGUAUUGAUUUCUGUAUUCAGUAUACAAUUACUUUAUGGUGUGUGUUUUGUAAUUAGAAAUAUGUGAAAAUGCUUUGUGUAGAUUAAAAUAUUUCCUUUAAUAUAAUCUCCUCUCACUUUCAUAGAGAAAUGGACAUGCCAUUGCAGAUCACAUUGCUGGUUUUAUUUGUAAUAUUGCUUUAAUAUCUAUUUCAGAGGAAUGUAACUUCCAGAAAAGUACUUUCCACAUCUUUACUACCUUUCCUUUCACUGUUCACCCUAUGUGGAUCCAGGCCAUCAACACCUGAGCUUUUGACUGGAUGGUUUUCAUGGAUUCUGUCACAUUUACAUGGCCACAAAAGUUACUUGAGAUGGUUGAAGUUUGGGAGGAUCCAGACAUAAAUGGAGAUGUUGGAGUGAUUCCUCAGCAACACAAGCACAGUAGCAUUUGUAGCAAGCAAUUUUGCUCUUGUGUGUGCAGGUGGCUCUUGGGGUCUGGUCCACCCUGCUCUUGGGGCAGCUUUCCUGUGGAAAUAACAAAAUCCAUUGAAAGAAAAACAUCCUUUAUCUGUGAUGCAGAAGGAGGGCAAGGAGAGUAGGGCUUGGGAGCAAAAUCCUGGCCAGUGGACAUCAUGAUACCAGUUGUCCAGAAUUUCACUCUGUGGUUUUUAAUAGCAAUCUGGGGUGAUGUUUUCUUCCUCUCCAUCAUUCUUACCCCAAAUCCACUGGGGCUGAUGAUAGCAGAUGCCUGUGGCCCACACAAACUCAUUAGCAGGUGACCUUACCCAGCAUAUCGUAAGUUUGCAGAGGGCUUCCGAUGUGUUGGGAACUUUUUGUUGAUGGCCAGGAAAUCUCUUGAAACUCCAGAAAUAGCUGAAACAGCAAAUGGAGUUCAUGAAAAUCAGGUCUUCCUCUUCCAGCAUUUUUAAAGAAACCCACAUUUUAUUUCCUCCUUCAUUCUUUACACAGUAGUUUUAGAUAUAAAUUAUUUUAACUUCUUUUUUUGUGUGUGAAAAGUCAUAUAUACAUAUAUAAAAUUAUUAAGUGUUGAGAAUAUGUUGAGUAUAAAAUAGUGACUUCUUUGUUUCAGAUGUUAGCAGCCCCUAAAAAUGAGUUGUUUAUCCUCUUGUAAAGUCAGUGCUGUAAAAAAAAUAUUAAAAAAUAAAAGAUGUGUUAGAUGUAUCUUUUAUUAUUUAUUUCUGAUUCAGUAUUUGAUACAGCUUGUGUAUACCCUUGUGACAACCACAUACUAAAAACAAUGUCGUUCUUAAAAUGGAGUAACAACAAUUCCUUGGGAUCCCAACAGCUGUGAGAGAAUUUGCCCUCUGGGUGUGAGUAGUGUUGGAUGUUGUCCUUCAGUCUCCAGCACUGCUUCCCACCCAAGUGUGGCUGAAUCUCGGGGACCAUUGUGUGCGUGUGCUCGGUUUCGCAAGUUCAUUGGUAUCUGUGUUCAAAUCCAGCUGUACAGUGUUAACAAGUGUGUCUUGUGAUUCGCUUCAGCCUGGUUCACUAUGACUUCUGAAACAUAAUUCCCAUUUUGUACUUAAAUUUGUAUAGAAUUAUAUAAACCCUUAAAAGAUCAUGGCUUACUGUAAAACCCAAAAUACUUGCUAUUUGGCAUCUUCAGUUGCAUGACUGAUCAGAUCAGACAAUGGAGAUGGUGCUUUCAUCUAACAGCACUCAUUUCAAUGGUAAUAUAUUAAUUUUCUUUUUGUUUGCCAAGCAUCUGUUUUGGACAAUUGUUUUGGUUUCAACAGUAAAGCAAUAUGCAGUAGGUAUUGUGGCAUUAUCUCUGUAAUUGUUUUGAAGAGAGGAUUGUCCCUUUCCAACACAUAAUGAAAAUAAAUGCCUUAUAACAAA